AUGUACUCGAUCAGGAUACAGUAUGCUAAGGGUGUUACUCAUAUGAUGCCUUCCGCAGCGGGGUCUAGAGAGGCCCUCAACAGAGCUCGAGCUCGGAGGUUGUCGGGGGACAGGACGGCCGCGUGGUAUGCUAAUGUUCCGUCACCAUAUGUUACUCUGGCUAGAAUACGUGCUGUAGAGACUUCGAGGCACUUCGUCAAGAUGCGGUAUAGGAGUGGGGAUCAUAGCGUUUCGGAAAAAUAUGUUCUUCCCGAAAUUGCCGCGAAAAGUGUGCAGCAAGAGGCAGGACAGGAGAUGCAGAGAUCGCGGUUCCGAUGUGAUGCUCUGUUGAAGGAUCUCGACCGUUGUAGAAAGGAACUAAAGAGGACCAAGGAUCAAUUCCAUGACGCCUUGGUUGCCUCCCAGGACUUCAACUGGAAUGCCAAUAAGAAGUCCUACUUCGCCUCCUUUGAAAGUCUCUCUGCGCAUCGAGAUGAUAAAGGAGGACACGCGGCCACACAGAAGGGCAAAAGUACGGCUUUCGGCCCUGAGGAAAUUGAUAAGGUACGCAUCUUCAUUGAUCUGGCAGCAGAAGUAUCACCACGAGAGAGGGCUCUGAGGGAGGCCGCGAAAAUGUAUAAAAUCCCACUUUUUGAUGCGGAAAAUAUAUGGAAAAAAUUCAAAAAAAUUUGCGCUGAAGGCUCAUCUACGAUGACUAAAAAGGAGUUCGAGAUCCUUUUACUACAGCUUCUACGGGUGGCGGCCAUUCGCCCUAGUAGGUUGGACGAAUGGUGGCGUAGUUUGGAUCGCCAUAAAAAGGUGCCCUUAUCCAAGGAGGCCCUAAGGAGGAUAUCUUUCGAGGCUGAGGCGUUGUCGGCUAAGCUGGCCAGUGAGGCUUUGGCCAGCAGUAGAAAACGAAGGGAGGCAACUAUAGCUGAUCACGACAGCGAGAUGGUAUCAGAGGUGGAUGCCGCCGAGGAGGACGAUUUAAUGCGAGCUCUGGCAGGAGGAGAGAAGGAGGCUCUCUCUGGAGAGCAACGGGUGACCCUAGAGGACGUCAUUGUUGCAGCCAAGGCCCUGGGCUUGGCCCUACCGUUGCGGGGUCGUGCUGGACCCUGA
This is a messenger RNA of Perkinsus marinus ATCC 50983, 1098 nucleotides long. RefSeq lists its product as hypothetical. The coding region runs from base 1 to 1098 and encodes 365 amino acids. The record is from RefSeq and is a predicted model, not a curated record. NCBI's taxonomy places the organism in Eukaryota, Perkinsozoa, Perkinsida, Perkinsidae. The transcript has 11 exons.